AGUCCAACUAACGAGGUAUCUGCCAACGACAUCAGCAUGAAAAAUACUGUUUUGAUAUUCUUAGUUCUAUUUUUUAUUCACACGACUGAUGCGAAAUCCCCAACACGAAGCAAACGCCAAUGCGGAUGUUCAUCGAAACCUCAAAUGGCUUGUAAAUGUUCAACUUCUACAAACAUCUCAAAUCGUGUAUGUUCAUGCUCCCCACUCCCUUCAACAUCUUCUUGUGGAUGUCAAGCUUCUUCUUCGUGUGCCAAUUCCUGUCGUUCCACGUGUCGACCGACUUGCUCGUCUUCCGGAGGAUUCGGAUGUCGUAUGAAUUGCCAGAAUACGUGUGUAAAUGCAUGUAACAAACAAUUCGCGCCGACUUCAUCCUCUUCAAUUGUUCAAAUUAAAAACCAACCAUCUGUAAUUCGAGCAGUCGCUGGAAAAUCAUGUCUUUCGGGUUGUAAUUCACAGUGCUCAAACGUUUGUCAACAAAAACAGUACAGUUCGUCGCAAUGUGCAAGCUCUUGUAAUCGAUCGUGCUCUCGAGUUUGUCAAUCAAACCCUUCAGCAAGCUCUUCACAAUCACAAACAACAACACAGACACCAUUGAAGGUGAGUAUCAAAGUACUGGAUGAUGGAGCAAAAUGCAUGUCUACUUGCUCGGACACUUGCCGUUCUUCUUGCUCAAAUAGAGUUUCCCAAUCCACGUGCGAUGCUACGUGCCAAAACACUUGCUCUUCGAUGUGUCCAUCUCAAUCACCACAAGGAUCACCACAAUUACCAACUCAAACCACCACUACUAACGCACCGAUUAAAAUAAAAAUCCAGGUUCAACAACAACAACCACAGCAAUCUCCUCAAAACAGUCCUCAACAACAGGCGCAGCCACAAGCAUCACAACCAAUUGCACAAACUACUCAGACAAUUCCUGCCUCAAUUCCUCAAGCAGCGCCUCAGCAACAGCCAAAUUGCAUGGCCCAGUGUCAAACUGGAUGUGCAAAUUCGUGUGCUCAACUUUCACCACAACCAACCGAAGGCUGCCCAACAAAUUGUAGAAAUACAUGCAAUGAAGUUUGUGCACCAACUGUGGCUUCACAACCAAGUACACAAGCCCCACAGUCAUACCCAGUACUACUUGAUCCCCAGCAAAGAUGUUCUUCGGAGUGUCAAUCAGUUUGUCAGCUAGCCUGUGUAACUCAGAAAUCAGCUCCUCCAUCUAGUUGCCUUGACAAAUGUUCUCCACAAUGUGACUCUGCCUGUACAAGUCCUCAAGUGCAACGGAACUCUGCACAACUUUUCACACCUUCCGCCGAUCAAGCACCUGCUUCAUCUGCUCAACCAAUAAAAAUUAAUAUUUCGCUUGCUCCGUUGAAACCAUCGGCUUCAACGUCAUCUUCACCAUCUCCUACCUCUCUUUAAAAAAUUAAAUUAUUUAUUUAUUUAAAUGUUCAUCAAUAUUUAUUGCCAUGCUUGUUCCCGUUGUCUUUCAAAUUUUCGACUAAAAACCAAAUUAAAAUAUUUUAUUUUCGAAAAUAUAAUCCAAUAAAUACAAAUAUUA
Messenger RNA from Caenorhabditis elegans, 1543 nucleotides. RefSeq names its product Activated in Blocked Unfolded protein response (gene M195.2). The coding region runs from base 37 to 1404 and encodes 455 amino acids. NCBI's taxonomy places the organism in Eukaryota, Metazoa, Nematoda, Chromadorea, Rhabditida, Rhabditidae. The record is from RefSeq and is marked reviewed. The transcript is spliced from 9 exons.